This is a messenger RNA of Schistosoma turkestanicum, 516 nucleotides long. NCBI's taxonomy places the organism in Eukaryota, Metazoa, Platyhelminthes, Trematoda, Strigeidida, Schistosomatidae. The record is from the annotation of a GenBank genome assembly.
AUGUCAACACCUGCUAGAAAGAGUAAAAAGCGACACUCCAGUAUAAAUGCUCCGUUUAAAUCUCCAUUAAAAAAGAUCAAUGAAAGUAGCAGUUUCACUGAUCCUGAUGUUAACAAUCGAAACAAUGAAACUAAUAAACAAGUAAGAGUUAUUGGAAGUCAAUCAAGCUUUCAUAAUGCUGAUGAACAAACCAGCCCAUUCCAAACUGAACUACACCCGGAGAAGGAAAACAUUCCGAUUGCUAGAGUUAGUAUUGGUGAUAUUAGCGACAACGAGGAUGGCGAUGACUUGGAUGACAACAAUGAAAUAGAAAAGUGUGUUGACGAAUUGUUAUCAAAGCGACCAAACCAAAGUUGCAUUGAUUUGGAAGUGGAAUUAGCUCAAUGUCGUAAUCGUUUGCAUGCUUACAAUGAAGCCAAAGAUUCAUGUAUAAUACUAUUCGGUCUGUUAGCGAAUAAUCGAGGUUGUCUGGUCCGAGAUUUGUAUUCUGAAUACGGUCUAGAUCUGGAUGACUAA